Messenger RNA from Diospyros lotus (date-plum), 4098 nucleotides. Its product is annotated as auxin response factor 6. NCBI's taxonomy places the organism in Eukaryota, Viridiplantae, Streptophyta, Magnoliopsida, Ericales, Ebenaceae. The transcript is spliced from 14 exons. The record is from RefSeq and is a predicted model, not a curated record. Gene Ontology annotation, biological process: regulation of DNA-templated transcription; response to hormone. Gene Ontology annotation, molecular function: DNA binding; protein binding. Gene Ontology annotation, cellular component: nucleus. Bases 1148 to 3889 code for a protein of 913 amino acids.
UGGAGCAGAGAGGAGAGAGAAACAGAGGGUAAAAAAAAAGCAAGAGAGAGAGAGAGAGAGAGAAGAAAGGGGGGGGCAAGCACAGGCACAAAGAGGAGAGAGUGCAAGCACAGGCACAAAGGGGCACGUCCAAUCCAGUGUUAUUGGUAGUAGUACUAAUUACUCUCCUUCUAUUUCCAUUACUGGAAACUGCAGCAAAAGCUUGGGUAUCCACUCCAGUCCCUCAGAGAAUACACGCUUGAACAUAUAUAUGCGUAUGUGGUACAAAUUUAUGUAGUUCCUGCUGUGUAUGGACUAUUAUUGUUUGAUAUAUAGCUCUGGGUGCAAUAUUUUCGUGACCUGAAUCUGUGAAUUUCGUUUUUGGGGAUCUGGGUUUUCUUGGGUUUCUGCUCAAAGGUAUGUUUAGGGCUCAAAAUUGGGGCUUUUGCUCUUGCUUCUGGGUUUGGCUCGUUGAAGCUGCGAUCUGAAAGUUGGUUCUCUUUUUUGGUUUCAAGUGAGGUUUGGAAGCUCUCGAGUCCUGCUAAAAGCCCUUUUUUGUUGUUCUUCAGGCUCAAAAUUGGGCAUUUCUCUCUGUUUUGCUUCUGUGUUUGGCUUACUGAAGCUGAGAUCCGAAGACUUCUUCGCUGCUUUACGCUUUCUGGGUCGUUCUGCUUUGGUGUUUGAAGUGAAAAGUUGGAAGCUUUUCUGCUACUUAGAGCUUUAGUUUUGGGCUGUUUGGUGAGUUUUGUUGGGGUCCAAACUGUAAUGUGCUGGUUGGUUUAUUGAAGUUUGAUUCAUGAAGCGCUUUGCUACUGACUGGUGUGGCUGGGGUUGGCUCAAGAAGGUCAAGUGCGGAUGAGGCUGAAAUCGAUCGUUUUAUGCAGUGGAACCGGUUUCGGUUGAAGAUUUCUGGAGGUUUCUUGGUGGUUUUGUUUAUAGCAUUCAUAUGAAGACUAUAUAAACAAGGAUCAUCAUCAUCUCUUAGCAAUAUAUUUGGUGGUGGUGGUGGUUUCAGAUUUGGGUGGAGAUUAUGGGGGAAUAGUAAAGGUAGUAUGCUGUUUUUGGUUGGGAAGGAAGUUCAAGAAGCCUUCUGUUUUGGGUUUCCUGGUUUGGGGCAAUUAGUGGUUUUUGUGGCUCCUAAUUUUGGGGUUGAGUUGAUUCUGCAGAUAUGAGACUCUCUUCUGUUGGUUUUACUCAGCAGUCGCCUGAAGGGGAGAGAAGAUGUCUGAAUUCUGAACUUUGGCAUGCAUGUGCUGGCCCUCUUGUUUCACUGCCUGCUAUCGGAAGCCGUGUGGUCUAUUUCCCGCAGGGUCACAGUGAGCAGGUUGCUGCAUCAACCAACAAGGAAGUGGAUGCGCAUAUGCCCAAAUAUCCGACCUUACCUCCACAACUCAUUUGUCAGCUUCAUGACGUGACCAUGCAUGCGGAUUUGGAGACAGAUGAAGUAUAUGCUCAAGUGACCUUGCAGCCUCUGAGCCCACAAGAGCAAAAGGAUGCCUCGUUCCUUCAUGCAGAUUUAGGGGCCCCCAGUAAACAACCAACAAAUUACUUCUGCAAAACAUUGACAGCCAGUGACACAAGUACUCAUGGAGGCUUUUCAGUUCCUCGCCGAGCAGCUGAAAAAGUGUUUCCUCCAUUGGACUUCACCCAGCAGCCUCCAGCUCAAGAGUUAAUAGCAAAGGAUCUGCAUGGUAAUGAAUGGAAAUUUAGACAUAUAUUUCGUGGCCAGCCAAAGAGGCAUCUCUUAACAACUGGAUGGAGUGUGUUUGUAAGUGCAAAAAGACUUGUUGCUGGUGAUUCAGUCCUUUUCAUAUGGAAUGAGAAGAACCAAUUACUUCUUGGCAUAAGGCGUGCCAAUCGCCCGCAGACUGUCAUGCCUUCUUCAGUUUUGUCAAGUGAUAGCAUGCACUUGGGGCUUCUUGCUGCAGCUGCUCAUGCAGCUGCUACCAAUAGCCGGUUUACCAUAUUCUAUAAUCCAAGGGCCAGUCCUUCAGAAUUUGUCAUUCCUCUAGCAAAAUAUGUUAAAGCGGUCUAUCAUACCCGGGUUUCUGUUGGCAUGCGUUUUCGAAUGCUGUUUGAAACUGAAGAGUCAAGUGUCAGAAGAUACAUGGGCACGAUAACUUGCUUAAGUGACUUAGAUCCUGUUCGGUGGCCAAACUCACAUUGGCGUUCUGUGAAGGUUGGUUGGGAUGAAUCUACAGCUGGGGAAAGGCAGCCAAGAGUCUCGCUUUGGGAGAUUGAACCCCUGACAACCUUCCCCAUGUAUCCAUCUCCAUUCCCUCUCAGGCUCAAGCGUCCAUGGCCGACUGGAUUGCCUUCUUUUAGUGGGAUUAGAGAGAAUGAUCUCGCAAUGAGUUCUCCACUUAUGUGGGUCCGUGGAGAUGCAGAUCGUAGUGUCCAGUCUCUAAACUUUCAGGGCAUUGGGGUGACACCGUGGAUGCAGCCAAGACUUGAUGCAUCCAUGCUUGGCAUGCAAAAUGACAUUUACCAAGCUAUGGCUGCUGCUGCUGCCCUUCAGGAGAUGAGGGCUGUGGAACCUUCCAGGCAGGCACUACCAUCUCUUUUGCAAUUCCAACAUCAGCAAAGUGUCCCCAGCAGGUCUGCUGGUCUAAUGCAGCCCCAGAUGCUACAGCAGUCACAGCCUCAAUCCGUUUUCCUUCAAGGUGUCAAAGAGAACCAGCCCCAAUCACAGAGUCAGUCUCAAUCGCAAUCUCAGACUCAUCUUCUUCAGCCACAGUUGCAGCACCAGCAUUCAUUUAGUAAUCACCGUCAGCAGCUGCAGACACCACUGUCUCAACAACAGCAACAGCCACAGCAACAGCAGCUGCUUGAUCAUCAGCAAGUGUCAACUGUUGUUUCUUCUCUAUCUCAGAUUGCUUCAAGCUCUCAAGCCCAGUCACCAUCAUUCCAAGCCAUCUCCUCCAUGUGUCAACAGCAGAGCUUUUCUGACUCAAACACAAACCCAGCAACCAAUGCUAUUGUUUCUCCUCUCCAAAGUCUUAUGGGUUCAUUUUCCCAGGAUGAAAUGCCCCACAUACUAAACUUGCCAAGAAGUGAUGCGCUAUUAUCCUCUGCUGGCUGGCCACCAAAGCGAGUUGCGAUUGAUCCUCUUCUAACAUCUGCAGCACCUCACUGUAUUCUGCCACAGGUGGAACAAUCAGUCCCACCCCAUACAAACGCCUCUCAGGAAGCUAUUUCAUUGCCCCCUUUUCCUGGCAGAGAGUGCUCCAUUGAUCAAGAAGGGACCAAUGAUCCUCAAAACCAUCUCUUGUUUGGGGUUAAUAUAGAUUCCUCAUCUCUUCUUAUACAGAAUGGGAUGUCAACUAUUAGGGGAGUUCCUACUGAAAGUGAUUCAAUGACUGUACCCUUUACGUCUUCCAAUAAUUACUUGAGUACUGCAGGAACCGAUUUUUCGCGUAACUCAGUGAUGACACCUUCCAGUUGCAUUGAUGAGUCGGGCUUCCUGCAGUCUCCUGAAAAUGUGGGUCAAGCAAACCCACCAACUGGAACCUUUGUUAAGGUUUACAAGUUGGGGUCCUUUGGCAGAUCGCUGGAUAUCUCCAAAUUCAGCAGCUACCAUGAGUUGCGCGGUGAGCUUGCACGCAUGUUUGGCCUUGAAGGCCAGUUGGAGGACCCCCUGAGAUCAGGCUGGCAGCUUGUAUUUGUUGACCGGGAGAAUGAUGUUCUUCUCCUUGGUGAUGACCCCUGGCAGGAGUUUGUAAACAGUGUGUGGUGCAUCAAGAUACUCUCUCCACAAGAAGUGCAGCAAAUGGGCAAACAUGGCAUAGAGCUUCUAAGCUCAUUCCCAAUACAAAGGCUCUCCAAUGGCAGCUGUGAUGAUUACCCAAGCCGACAGGAGUCGAGAAAUUUGAGUACUGGGAUUGCAUCUGUAGGUUCUCUUGAUUACUGAGACUGUUUAACUAGUUCAAAGUCUUUCCCGUCUUCUGUUAUCGUAGCAUUUCUUCCAACUGACAAAAUUAAUAGGAAGGAUUGCUUAAUUGUAGUUUAAAAAACUUUUAUAUAAGCUACAAUGUAAUUAUGUUAUAAAAAUCUUCCUGUUUCUAUGCUGAAGGAAUAUACAAGAACCUAUUUAUGGGAGAUCACUCCUGUUCUGGUAAA